This is a messenger RNA of Fusarium pseudograminearum CS3096, 3639 nucleotides long. RefSeq lists its product as uncharacterized. Gene Ontology annotation, biological process: mRNA splicing, via spliceosome. Gene Ontology annotation, molecular function: U2 snRNA binding; protein binding. The record is from RefSeq and is a predicted model, not a curated record. Gene Ontology annotation, cellular component: nucleus; U2 snRNP. The transcript is spliced from 4 exons. NCBI's taxonomy places the organism in Eukaryota, Fungi, Ascomycota, Sordariomycetes, Hypocreales, Nectriaceae. Bases 1 to 3639 code for a protein of 1212 amino acids.
AUGGCGACCACUUCGAACAUGUUUUUAUACUCGCUUACGGUCCAGCCUCCAACAAAUGUCACACAGGCGGUCCUGGGUCAGUUCGCAGGCACUAGGGAACAGCUCAUCAUCACUGGUGCUGGCUCGCAACUCUCACUGCUACGGCCUGAUCCCUCCCAGGGAAAGGUGAUUACCCUCCUCUCUCAUGAUGUCUUUGGCAUCAUUCGUUCCCUUGCCGCCUUCCGGUUAGCUGGCAGCAAUAAGGAUUACUUGAUCAUUGCUUCUGACUCUGGUCGGAUCACAAUUAUCGAGUAUCUCCCAGCCCAGAACCGCUUCCAGCGACUGCAUCUUGAAACAUUUGGAAAGUCUGGCGUAAGAAGAGUUAUUCCUGGCGAGUAUCUUGCUUGCGACCCAAAGGGCAGAGCUUGUUUAAUUGCCUCAACUGAGAAGAACAAGCUCGUGUAUGUUCUGAACCGAAAUUCACAAGCUGAGCUUACGAUCUCGUCGCCUCUCGAGGCUCACAAGCCUGGUGUUCUAGUCAUCUCCAUGGUUGCACUUGACGUUGGCUACUCGAAUCCUGUUUUCGCUGCGCUCGAGAUUGACUACUCAGAGGUUGAUCAAGAUUCAACAGGCCAAGCAAUGGAAGAGCUAGAUACUCAACUUGUUUAUUACGAGCUUGAUCUAGGACUUAACCACGUAGUCCGAAAGUGGUCAGAUCCCGUCGACCCUACAGCCUCAAUACUGUUUCAAGUUCCGGGUGGUAAUGACGGCCCAAGCGGUGUGUUGGUAUGCGGUGAGGAAAACAUCACAUAUCGACACUCAAAUCAAGAGACUUUCCGCGUUGCCAUCCCUCGUCGUCGCGGUGCUACAGAAGAUCCCAACCGCAAACGCACUAUUGUCUCUGGCAUUAUGCACAAGCUGAAGGGCAAUACGGGUGCUUUCUUCUUCUUGUUACAAACAGAUGAUGGUGAUCUCUUCAAGCUUUCUAUCGACAUGAUUGAAGAUGAAGAAGGCAAUCCGACAGGAGAAGUCAAGAGGCUCAAGGUCAAAUACUUCGACACCGUUCCGGUGGCGUCUAGUCUUUGCAUCCUCAAGAGUGGAUUUCUCUAUGUUGCCACGCAGUUUGGCAACUACUCAUUCUACCAAUUUGAAAAACUUGGUGACGAUGAUGAGGAACUGGAAUUCUACAGCGAUGAUUUCCCCGCAGACCCUAAAGCCUCCUACGAACCUGUCUACUUCCACCCCCGGCCAACCGAAAACUUGGCUUUGGUUGAGAGCAUUCCUGCCAUGAACCCGCUAUUAGACUGCAAGGUCGCAAACCUCACUGGUGAAGACGCACCUCAAAUAUAUACCAUCUGUGGCAAUGGCCCCCGAAGCAGCUUCAGAAUGCUCAAACAUGGUUUAGAAGUUAACGAGAUAGUUGCUUCUGAACUUCCUGGAAUACCUUCCGCAGUAUGGACACUGAAGCUCAACCGCUCGGAACAAUACGAUGCCUACAUUGUGUUAUCGUUUACCAAUGGUACGCUGGUACUCAGUAUUGGAGAAACGGUUGAGGAAGUCAGCGACUCGGGCUUCCUCACAAGCGUUCCUACAUUGGCAGCUCAGCUGCUCGGUGACGAUGGCCUGAUCCAAGUUCAUCCUAAAGGCAUUCGACAUAUCCGUAAUGGAAACGUCAAUGAAUGGGCAGCUCCACAGCAUCGAUCCAUUGUUGCCGCGACUGCCAAUGCUCAUCAAGUUGCCGUCGCCCUCAGUUCUGGUGAGAUUGUUUACUUUGAAAUGGACGCCGACGGCUCAUUAGCCGAGUACGAUGAGAAGAAGGAAAUGUUCGGAACAGUCACAUGCCUGAGCUUGGGAGAUGUCCCUGAAGGGCGCCUGAGAAGCUCAUUCCUCGCAGUCGGCUGUGACGAUUGCACUGUCCGCAUUCUCAGCCUUGAUCCCGAAUCGACUUUGGAAAAUAAGUCGGUGCAGGCUCUGACAGCGGCCCCUACGUCGCUGGCUAUCAUCGCUAUGGAAGACUCCUCAUCGGGUGGCUCUACACUUUAUCUCCACAUCGGACUUCACUCCGGUGUGUAUCUUAGAACAGUCCUCGACGAGAUCACCGGUGAAUUAACCGACACCCGCCAAAAGUUCCUUGGGCCCAAGGAAGUCAGGCUAUUCCAAGUUACUGUCCAGGGUAAGACUUGUGUACUUGGACUUAGCUCUAGACCUUGGCUUGGCUAUGCAGAUCCCAUCACGAAGGGAUUUGUUGUGACGCCCCUCAACUACGUUGAUCUAGAAUGGGGCUGGAACUUCAGCAGUGAGCAAUGCGAAGAAGGCAUUGUUGGCAUCCAAGGCCAGUCACUACGGAUCUUUAACAUUGAUCGACUUGGCGAGACAUUGAUCCAAAAGUCUAUUCCUUUAACUUAUACCCCCAAGAAGCUCGUCAAGCACCCCGAUCAGCCUCUUUUCUACACUAUCGAAGCAGACAACAACACGUUGCCACCUGAGUUGAGAGCACAACUCCUCGCCGACCCUGGAGUCGUAAAUGGCGACUCCAAGGUGCUCCCACCUGAGGACUUUGGCUACCCCAAAGGUACUCGGAGAUGGGCAUCUUGCAUCAACGUAAUUGAUCCUCUGUCUGAGGAAGGCCAAGUCUUGCAGACAAUAGAUUUGGAGAACAACGAGGCAGCCGUCAGCGCAGCUAUUGUGUCAUUCUCCAGCCAGGAUAACGAGAGCUUCCUCGUCAUUGGUACCGGCAAAGACAUGGUUGUCAACCCUCGAAGCUUUUCAGAAGGAUACCUCCAUAUCUACCGAUUCUUGGAAGGGGGUCGGGAGCUUGAGUUUAUCCACAAGACCAAGGUCGAGGAACCACCACUGGCUUUGCUGGCUUUCCAGGGCAGAGUCCUUGUAGCUGUUGGCACAUCGCUUCGCAUAUAUGAUUUGGGUAUGAGACAAAUGCUCCGCAAGUCUCAGGCCGAGGUUGCAACACAACAGAUUGUGUCUUUAAACACACAAGGCAGUCGAAUCAUUGUAGGCGAUGUUCAACAGGGUGUCACUUAUGUUGUUUAUAAGCCUGCUUCCAACAAGCUCAUUCCCUUUGUCGAUGACACAAUCGCAAGGUGGACCACAUGUACAACCAUGGUGGAUUAUGAGUCAGUCGCUGGCGGCGACAAGUUCGGUAAUAUGUUUAUCGUGCGUUGUCCCGAGAAGGCCAGUGAAGAGGCGGAUGAGGAGCAAUCCGGCUUGCAUUUGAUCAAUGCCCGAGACUAUCUCCAUGGCACACCACACAGAGUGAGCUUGAUGUGUCAUUUCUAUACACAGGACAUCCCGACCAGUAUCACUAAGGCGAGUCUUGUGGUUGGUGGGCAGGAAGUUUUGCUAUGGAGUGGUAUUAUGGGCACAAUCGGAGUUUUUAUUCCAUUCGUCAGUCGUGAGGAUGCGGACUUUUUCCAGAACCUUGAGCAACAUCUAAGGACAGAGGACCCCCCACUCGCCGGACGAGAUCAUCUUAUGUAUCGUGGCUACUAUGCCCCUGUCAAGGGAGUCAUCGAUGGUGACUUGUGCGAACGAUACAACCUUCUGCCAAACGACAAGAAGCAGAUGAUCGCAGGCGAGUUGGACCGCUCAGUCCGGGAGAUUGAGAGGAAGAUUUCUGACAUCCGUACACGAUCUGCAUUUUAA